Molecule: messenger RNA, 183 nt
Organism: Dibothriocephalus latus
Lineage: Eukaryota; Metazoa; Platyhelminthes; Cestoda; Diphyllobothriidea; Diphyllobothriidae
Source: the annotation of a GenBank genome assembly
AUGUCUCCGUACAGUCUGCUUCCACCAUCCCUGCUGCCCCCUCUGCCGGUUUACGAUGAUGUGGGCGACGAAGAACCACCGCCGGCUUUUGAAGAGGAACCCACCAGUCCAGACGAGAUAACAAUGACCUCCAUCAUACCCCCGCUACAACCAGCUGUCCUUCACGACCCCGAAUGCGCCCCA